Pseudopodoces humilis (Tibetan ground-tit) is the source of this 2819-nucleotide messenger RNA. It is a transcript of the gene ACAD9, whose product is annotated as acyl-CoA dehydrogenase family member 9. Gene Ontology annotation, molecular function: flavin adenine dinucleotide binding; acyl-CoA dehydrogenase activity. Lineage: Eukaryota; Metazoa; Chordata; Aves; Passeriformes; Paridae. The record is from RefSeq and is a predicted model, not a curated record.
AUGAGUGGGGUUCUACGGCUCCUGCGAGCCCUGCGCGCCUCUCGGCCCAGCCCCACAGCCCGCGGCCUGCGCACGGCCGCGCCCCGCCGCGCCUUCGCCAAGGAGCUGUUCCUCGGCACCCUGCGCAAGGAAGAAGUCUUUCCAUACCCAGAAAUUAGUAAUGAAGAACUGGCAGAGAUCAACCAGUUUGUGGGACCUGUCGAAAAGUUCUUCAAUGAAGAAGUAGACUCAAAGAAAAUCGAUCAAGAUGCAAAAAUCCCCUCUGAAACCUUACAAGGACUGAAGGACCUGGGUCUCUUUGGCAUGCAGAUUCCAGAGGAAUAUGGUGGGCUAGGCCUGUCAAACACCAUGUAUGCACGUUUGGGAGAAAUCACAUCCCUGGAUGGCUCCAUUGCAGUGACCCUGGCAGCUCAUCAGGCCAUUGGGCUGAAGGGGAUCCUCAUUGCUGGCACUGAGAAGCAGAAGGCCAAGUACCUGCCCCGCCUGGCCUCGGGGGAGCACAUUGCUGCCUUCUGCCUCACCGAGCCUGGCAGUGGGAGUGAUGCUGCAUCCAUCCAGACAAGAGCAACCCUGUGUGAAGAUGGGAAACACUUCCUGUUAAAUGGCUCCAAGGUCUGGAUCUCCAAUGGUGGCCUGGCAAGUAUUUUUACAGUGUUUGCCAGGACAGAGGUUGUGGACAAGGAUGGGCAGGUGAAGGAUAAAAUCACUGCUUUCAUCGUGGAGCGGGACUUUGGGGGUGUCACCCAUGGGAAGCCCGAGGAUAAAUUAGGCAUUCGAGGCUCCAACACCUGUGAAGUACAUUUUGAGAACACCAAAGUGCCUAUAGAGAAUGUAAUUGGAGAAGUUGGAGGGGGAUUUAAGGUUGCCAUGAAUAUCCUCAACAGUGGAAGAUUUAGCAUGGGCAGUGCAUCUGCUGGAAUGAUUAAGAAGUUGAUAGAGCUGACAUCAGAGUAUGCUUGUACCAGGAAACAAUUCAAUAAGAAACUCAGCCAAUUUGGAUUAAUUCAGGAGAAAUUUUGUUUAAUGGCUGUGAAAGCCUAUGUGAUGGAGAGCAUGGCUUACCUGACUGCAGGGAUGAUGGACAGGCCAGGCUUCCCUGACUGCUCUGUGGAGGCUGCCAUGGUCAAGGUGUUCAGCUCUGAAGGGGCCUGGGCAUGUGUGAGUGAGGCUCUGCAGAUCCUUGGAGGCCUUGGCUACAUGAAGGAUUAUCCCUAUGAGCGCUACCUAAGGGACACCAGGAUCCUGCUCAUCUUCGAGGGAACCAAUGAAAUCCUGAGAAUGUACAUUGCACUGACAGGGAUGCAGCAUGCAGGGAAGAUCUUAACUGACAAAAUUAACUCAAUCAAGAAAGGAAACAUGGGAGUGGCCCUGGGGGAGUUCCUGACCAGGUUACAGGACACCCUGGGCAGGAAGGUGGAUCUGGGGCUUGUAGGUGACCGUGGGGUGGUGCAUCCCAGCCUCCAGGAGAGUGCCAAGAAACUUGAAGAAAACGUUUAUUAUUUUGGAACUACAGUCAGGGGCCUGCUAAGUAGGUUUGGCAAGACAAUAGUGGAUGAGCAGCUGGUGCUGAAGAGAGUUGCAGAUGUGGUGAUUAACUUGUAUGCAAUGACUGCAGCCAUUUCCCGGGCGAGCCGCUCCAUCAGCAUUGGGCUCAGGAACCAUGACCACGAGGUGCUUCUUACAAAUAUCUUCUGCACAGAAGCCUAUUUCAAGAAUAAUUAUGCCAUGGCUCAAUUAGAAAAAUAUGCCGAUGAAAACUUGGAUGAUUCCAUUAAAAAGGCUGCAAAGCAGAUCCUGGAGAAGAGGGCAUACAUCUGCUCCCACCCCCUGGACAGGACCUUCUGAUGCCUCUCUAACAGCAGAACAGUUUAUGCUGCAGCAACCUUGAGAAAUUCCAGAGGGUCUGAUAAGAAAUUCUACAGAUGGUUUGGCUGGGGCACACUACAGCCUAAUGUAGCUACAUUGCUACAUUUCUCCCUUCUUCUUCUUGCACCAGCCAAACCCUCUUUACUGUGUUUUCUAACAAGUGAGUCACCAAUUUUAUUAUGCAUGGAAUAAUUCAAAGCAAUAUAAUAAUGACUACUAGUAAUAACAAAGUUUCCUUUACUAUAUCUUCCAACCAUUCAGUUAUUCCCCAUCCCUUAAACCAUUCAUCUAAACCCCAAUCAUUCACAAUCAGUUUAUUCUGUUAUCUUGUAAUUGUUUGAGUCUCCUGUGAAUAGAUGCAGAAUGGUCAGAGAGAUUAAUUCAUAAAACACAUUCCUUCAAAAUCCUCACACCCAUGCCCAUGUGCUAACAGCAAAAAAAAUCUAUAGCAGCUCUAUUUUGCAGUGUGUUGUGUCUAAUACUAUGUACAUCAGUGAGCAUUUGAUUUAAAACAGCUGAAGUAAUGUUUAAUUGCUUGACUGUCCAGCAUCCCAACUUACUAAGUGUAGUCAAAGCUUGAGCAGCAGCAACACCUGGAAUAAGGAAUGAUGCUAUUAUUCAUUCUGGAGCACCCUAAAACUGUACAUUAUCGUUACAGUCAGAUCCCAAGCCUGUGUCUUCCCUUUUUUCAUCUAAGACAACAAUUUGGUUGCUUUAUAUUUUUUGUGAGCUCUGAGCAAUAUUUGCUUAUGUGUCCAGGCUUCCCACGUUGAAGCAUGUUUUGAUGGCUUCUGUUUGCAUUGCAGCAAUGGCUUGUGUGAGGCAAUCUAUGGAUAAAAUGAAUGGCCCAAAUAUUCCUUGUCUUAUUUCUGUGUAUGUGUCCCCUGGGCUUCCUGCUGGUUGGGCUUGCAGGAUUGCUUUUUCUGAAUGAGCACUUGAUUUAACAUUCAAAG